Messenger RNA from Aspergillus mulundensis, 1776 nucleotides. Its product is annotated as glycoside hydrolase family 13 protein. The record is from RefSeq and is a predicted model, not a curated record. The transcript is spliced from 3 exons. Gene Ontology annotation, biological process: oligosaccharide catabolic process. Gene Ontology annotation, molecular function: alpha-amylase activity. NCBI's taxonomy places the organism in Eukaryota, Fungi, Ascomycota, Eurotiomycetes, Eurotiales, Aspergillaceae. The coding region runs from base 1 to 1776 and encodes 591 amino acids.
AUGAGUUCGACACCUGUCAAGCCCCCUAACGAGAUCCAUCGUGCUUGGUGGAAGGAAAGCUCUGUCUAUCAGAUUUGGCCCGCUUCCUACAAAGACUCUAACGACGAUGGCAUUGGCGACAUUCCAGGAAUAGUCUCAAAGCUCGACUACAUUCGGGACCUCGGAGUCGACAUUGUUUGGCUAUGUCCGUCGUACAAAUCCCCCCAAGUGGACAUGGGAUACGACAUUGCGGACUACUACAGCAUCGCAGAGGAAUAUGGCACGGUCGCGGACGUUGAGAAGCUCAUUCAGGGCUGUCACGAGAGGGGUAUGAAGCUUCUCAUGGAUCUAGUCGUGAACCAUACCAGUGAUCAGCAUGAUUGGUUCAAGAAGUCGCGGAGCUCGAAGGAUAGCGAGUUCCGCGACUGGUAUGUCUGGCGGCCACCUCGCUACGAUGAGAACGGGAAUCGCCAGCCCCCGAACAAUUGGGUAUCACACUUUCAAGGAAGCGCUUGGGAAUUUGACGAGCCGACGGGGGAAUAUUACCUGCAUCUAUACGCCGUCGAACAGCCCGACUUGAACUGGGAGAACCCCGCCGUUCGAAAGGCAGUCCACGAUAUUGUGCGUUUUUGGCUGGACAAAGGAGCUGAUGGCUUCCGCAUGGAUGUCAUCAACUUUAUCAGUAAAGAUCAGGGAUUCCCCGACGCACCCAACCAGGAUCCGGACGCCAUAUGGCAAUGGGGUGACAGGUACUACGCGAAUGGGCCUCGUCUGCACGAAUACUUACAAGGUAUUGGCAAGAUACUCAAAGAAUAUGACGCCUUCAGCGUCGGUGAGAUGCCUUUCGUGAAAGAUACCGAUGAAGUGCUGAAAGCGGUUCGCUACGACCGGAACGAGAUCAACAUGAUCUUCAACUUUGAGCACGUCGACAUUGACCACGCUCCAUGGGGCAACAAGUUCAAGCCUGGGAGCUGGAAACUCACGGACCUCAAGGCCUUCUUCGAGCGCUGGCAAGUGUUCAUGUACAACAACGGCGGCUGGAAUGCUCUGUACUGGGAGAACCACGACCAGCCUCGAUCGAUUGACCGCUACGUCAACCCGCCUCAAGCUCUUCGGCCGGCGGCCGGGAAGAUGCUGGCCACCGUUCUGGCCCUGCAUGCGGGAUCUCCGUUCAUCUAUCAAGGUCAGGAGAUAGGCAUGGGCAACGUUCCUAUUGAAUGGGACAUGGGCGAAUACAAGGACAUUGACUGUCUGAACCACUGGAAGGGUUUGCUGGAACACAAGCCGACAGACACCGAAGCACAGAAGAUUGCCCGACAGGAAUACCAGAAGAAAUCCCGUGACAACGCUCGCACACCAGUGCAGUGGUCAGCUGAGCCCAAUGGUGGAUUCACCGGGCCAAACGUAAAGCCUUGGAUGUCUGUUAACCCAGAGUACACUCGAGUCAACGCGGCAGACCAAGUCAAGGAUCCCCAAUCCCUUUAUCACUACUGGUCAGAAGUCCUAAAGCUCAGGAAGACGUAUCUCGAUAUCUUCGUGUAUGGCAACUACAAGCUUGUCGACCGUGAUAACCAGGAGGUCUACGCCUACACUCGGGCAUACGACACGUCGCAGGCCUUGGUGUUGGCGAACUGGACAGACAACGAUUUGGCAUGGGAUGCCGCAGCACACAAUGUUGAUCAAGUUAAAGAGGUACUUCUAGACACAUAUGGCACUGCAGGCGCAUCGCGGGAGAGAUUCUCAGGUGGUCAAUGGACACUGCGACCGUACGAGGCGGUCGUGAUUUUGCUAAAAUAG